Molecule: messenger RNA, 474 nt
Organism: Drosophila biarmipes
Lineage: Eukaryota; Metazoa; Arthropoda; Insecta; Diptera; Drosophilidae
Product: 43 kDa receptor-associated protein of the synapse homolog
Exons: 1
Coding region: 1-474 (157 amino acids)
Source: RefSeq, a predicted model, not a curated record
AUGGAAAAGAAGGAUAUUUCGAAGAUGCUGAGGAGGGAGCUUAUCUUGGAGCUCCACAAGGCGAGGGCAGAGAACACAAAGAAGGAGGAGCUGAUCCAGGCCAGAAGCCACCUGGUUAGCCUGCGCAAUCAAGUGCAGGAGGAGAAGAGGAAGUGUGAGGAGCUGGAACAGAAGCUAGCGAUCCAGGACAAGGAUUUGCAGCCCUUCAUCGACAGGGAGAACCAGAACCUAUUGGCCAAACUGGAGAAGAUAUACGAGGGAAACAAAUGUAGCUUCUGCAAGCUGAAGUUCCAUUCGGAGACCCAUCGCCGAGCUAUUUUAAAAUGCGGACACGUAUUCGGCGAAAUGUGCAUUCAUACCUACUUGAUACUGCACAAGAACUGCCCCGUCUGCGAUUUUCCUGCAGUUUUAUGGGAUGUUCGUAUUAUUAUAGCAGGCGAAAACCUUUGCACAGCGAACUACUUUUCCUCGUAA